Messenger RNA from Cladophialophora psammophila CBS 110553, 963 nucleotides. RefSeq lists its product as uncharacterized. Gene Ontology annotation, molecular function: aralkylamine N-acetyltransferase activity. Bases 1 to 963 code for a protein of 320 amino acids. Lineage: Eukaryota; Fungi; Ascomycota; Eurotiomycetes; Chaetothyriales; Herpotrichiellaceae. The record is from RefSeq and is a predicted model, not a curated record. Gene Ontology annotation, cellular component: cytoplasm. The transcript is spliced from 3 exons.
AUGCCCCCAAACCAGGAUCCCUCGAGCCAAUCAGAGGAAUCCACCAAGCCGAGUUCCGCCAAGGUAGACUCCAGAGGCGGUCAACUCUCCCAAGACGAAGAUGGCUUUAUCGAUAUCCAGCCCGAGGACGUGGAAAUGCAAGACAGCGAUUCGGAUGCCGCUGCCCCACCUCCGAAACCCUCGUCUGACUCUUUAGAGCUACAGCGUAUUAGUCAUUCCGACAAAGCUGAAGAGGUACCCGAGGAAGAAGACGAUUCCGAGGACGACCGUGAUUUCAUGGCCAGCCAUCCCUUGUUGAACAUGCUAACUGGGCGGCUGGGGGCACGCAGACGGGGCUCGUCGCACAAAUGGGACCGCCUUCAUCCUGAAAACCAAGCACUAUCUGUAUCUGAUGUGGAUCAGUGCACUUCACUUGAAGAGGCUGCUUUCCCGCCAGAAGAGAGGGCAAGCCGGGAAAAGUUCCAGUACCGUUUGACCCGAUGUCCGGAGUUGAGUUUGGGGCUCUUCACCCAGCCGACAAAAGCAGAGUUGAAAGAUUCAUCAACACCGUCUCAGCGACGGCUAAUAGCGCAUAUCGUCUCGACCAGAACUCCUGCGCCCUGUGUCACUGAGGCUUCGAUGGGCGUUCCCUCAAAUUGGAGGACGAGAAGGUCUUCACUGCCAUCCAGCGAUGACAAGGAGCCUUUGGGCCACCAGGACAUGGGAGGGACUAUCUGUGUUCAUUCUUUGGCGGUGGCACCCGAGUUUCAGAGAAUGGGAUUGGGUUCCAUCUUGAUGAAGUCCUACAUCCAACGUAUGAAAGAUUCCAAGAUCGCUGACCGGAUAUCUCUACUUGCCCAUGAUCAUCUUGUCCCAUUCUACACUGGGCUUGGAUUUGAAAACAUGGGACCAAGCGCGGUGACAUCCCACGGCGGAAACUGGAAUAAUAUGAUAAUCGAGUUUAAUCAUGAGGAUGAUGACUAG